Molecule: messenger RNA, 5375 nt
Organism: Hippoglossus stenolepis (Pacific halibut)
Lineage: Eukaryota; Metazoa; Chordata; Actinopteri; Pleuronectiformes; Pleuronectidae
Gene: usp28
Product: ubiquitin specific peptidase 28
Exons: 26
Coding region: 129-3857 (1242 amino acids)
Biological process (GO): protein deubiquitination; DNA damage checkpoint signaling; regulation of protein stability
Cellular component (GO): nucleus; cytosol
Molecular function (GO): cysteine-type endopeptidase activity; cysteine-type deubiquitinase activity; protein binding
Source: RefSeq, a predicted model, not a curated record
CUUGACAGGUGGGCGCGCGCAGCUGGCGGGUCGCUCGCGCCGCUGACGGAUGGAGCUGGUGUGACUCCGGAUCUCUUCCGACUCUUUGGGACAAAACCGGAGGAAAACCGGGUUUUUUUUUAUCCGCGAUGAGAACCGAACAGAGUGAACCGGGAGAGAACUCCACCAACUCGCAGAGCGAGAUGCUGAUCAACCAGCUGAAGGAGAUCACUGGCAUCCAGGACCCACAGAUUCUCUACAGAGCCUUGAAGGCCAGUCAGGGGGAUGUUGGACAUGCUGUGGGACUGUUAACAACACAACCUGCAGAGGUUCAGGAUCCUGGAGAACCAGAGGAGUCAGGGGCCCCUGAAGAGGCCUGGGAGGGCCCAAAAGGAAUUCGUAAAGAUGAGCUGCAGGCGGCCAUAGAGCUCAGCCUGCAGGAGUCGCACAAUGCCCAGGAGGAGGAGAGAGACUUUCACAGGGCUCUGGAGGCCAGUGCAGAGGAGAACGCAGCGAGAAUGAAGAGGAAACGAUGUGAGGCCCAGGGCGACAUGAGCAGCCCCACAGACUGGAUCCGCCAGGACGACAUGCCCGUGGGCAUUCGCAACGUGGGAAACACCUGCUGGUUCAGUGCCGUCAUACAGUCUCUGUUCCACCUGCCUGUGUUCCGGAGGCUGGUUCUCAACUACCAUCUGUCUGAGCGUCUCCUGGAGAAGUGCAAGAGCCACUCAGACAAGAGGAACAUCGCGUUCAUGCAGGAGCUGCGUUGCCUGUUCGCCCUCAUGCUCGGCUCCACCCGCCGGUUCGUGGAUCCCUCCGCUGCCGUGGAGUUACUGCGCGAUGCCUUCAGGAGCAGUGAGGCCCAACAGGAUGUAAGCGAGUUUUCCCACAAACUGCUUGACUGGCUGGAGGACGCAUUUCAACUGGCUGCCAGUGGAAACAACGCAGAGGACAAACAGAAGAACCCCAUGGUCCAGCUUUUCUACGGCACCUUCGUAACUGAAAGAAAACAUGAAGGUAAGACGCUAUGCAACACCGAGCAGUUCGGUCAGUAUCCCCUUCAAGUCAACGGCUUCAACAACCUGGAUGAAUGUCUAGAAGGAGCCAUGGUCGAGAGGGAGAUUGAAUCACUGCAUUCAGAACACAGCGUUACACCUGGUCGUGAGAGAUGGUUCAACAAGUUGCCGCCUGUCCUGACGUUUGAAUUGUCCCGAUUUGAGUUCAACACUCAGCUCGGUCGUCCUGAAAAGAUACACAAGAAACUGGAGUUCCCACAAAUCAUUUACAUGGACAGAUAUCUGCACAGAAACAUAGACCAGACCCAUGAGAGGAGAGGGGAAGUGAAGAGACUCAAGGAGCAACUUGCAGUCCUUCAACAGAAGUUUGAGUGCUACAAAAACUACGGCUCAGGACCGACCAAGUAUCCUCUGGCUGACAUGCUGCAGUUUGUGUUGGAGUUCGCUACGACAAAGCCCACAAGUGUUUCCCCGGCCGAAGACCUGAGACUAGCUGCAUCUUCACCGACUCUGUCAGGUCCCCCGCUCAGUGAACCCACAUCCAGAGAGAACGGGUGUGAACCAGAAAACUAUACAAGUGAACCAGAAGACACAGAUUCUUCCGAGGGCCUGGUGUCCAGCGUGUCGAGCUGCCAGCGGACCCCCAUAUACAAGCCCUUCACCCAGUGCAGACACCCCAUCGACUGCCCCCCGCACCCUGCCCCACACAGCAUCACCGACGAGGAGCUCCACUUUGUUAAGAACUGCCUACAGCGCUGGAGGACCGAAGUAGAGAAUGAUAUCAAUGGUGUGCGUGUGCGUGUGUCAGAGCUACAGGCCAGCAUUGACAGGCUCAGUCAGAAGCUGGAGGGCAUGUACUCAGACAACAGUCUCUGUCAGGCCCCCUACAGACUCCACGCGGUGCUCGUCCACGAGGGCCAGGCGUCGGCGGGUCACUACUGGGCCUACAUCUACGACCACGCCAACCAGCGCUGGAUGAAGUACAACGACAUCUGCAUCACCGAGUCGUCGUGGGAGGAGCUGGAGCGCGACUCGUUCGGGGGCAUGACCAACGCCAGCGCCUACUGUCUGAUGUACAUCGACGACAGGCUACCGCACCUUAUUACAGAAGACACUGAUGACGAGACAGGCCAGAUGCUGCACGGCAUGGACUCCCUGCCGCCCGUCCUCAGGCGCUACGUCCACGAAGACAACCGCUGGUUCCAGCAGGAGCUCAGCGAAUGGGAGGAGCAGUUCUGCCAGACGGCCGCGCCGCAGGGAGAGACCACCAGUUCUGCCGAGAUCCCGAAUCCCGGUCCAGAUGACGUCCAGCAAACGGCUGUUGAGCCAGCACCUCAGUCAGGACCCUGCACGGAGGAGGAGGAGGAGGAGGACCAGGGAGCCGCUGAGGAGCCAGAGCCAGAGCCAGAGCCAGAGCCAGAAGCAGAAGCAGAAGCAGAAGCAGAAGCAGAAGCAGAAGCAGAGAAGGAUCCAGAGGCCGAACCCGGAGAGAAGCCUGAAGAAGAAUCAGAGUCAACACCAUCACCACCACCCCCGCCGCAGAGCCCUGGCCUCCAGUCCGACGACAGCAGCACUGCAGCCGUCACCGACACCGACGCCCCGGGGCCCGGCCAGAGCUCCACUUCAGCUGAGAAGGAGCCGCAGAGUCAGACUCCUGACCCCGAAGCAGAGCUCAGCAACCCGACAUCCCCUGACCUCCACGUGGAUAAGGACGACGCAGAGGUGACGGACCUCGGCUCCAAAGCUGAAGACGAGACGGAGGCCUCCGGAGAAGCCCCUGAACAGGAAGCGGAGCAGAAGGAGGAGACGCAGCAGCAGGACGUCCCGCCGGCGAGGCAGCGGCAGACCGAGGACGAGGUGUCAGAGGUGGAGAUCCCGAACGUGGGCAGGAUCAUGGUGAGGGCCGAUGCUGAUGGAUACAAUGAAGAGAUGAUGCUGACUCCAGCUAUGCAGGGCGUCAUUAUGGCCAUAGCCAAGGCCCGAUACAUCUUCGACAAGGAAGGCCCUGAGGCCGGCCUCAUCAAGGCCUUCCAUGAGGAGUACUGCCGCUUGUUUGAGCUCUCCCAGGAGGAGACGACGCCCCAGGAGGAUCCUCGUCUGCAGCACGCUCUGGUCUACUUCUUCCAGAACAACGCGCCCAAACGCAUCAUCGAGAGGACGCUGCUGGAGCAGUUCACUGACCGGAACCUGAGCUUCGACGAGAGGGCCAUCAGCAUCAUGAGGGAAGCCCGGGCCAAGCUGCGCCUCAUCAAGCCAGAUGACAUGGACAUGGAUGAAUACUUGCAGUGGCACGACGACUACAGGCUGUUCAGGACAGUGUUUGUGUACCUGCUGACCGGCCUGGAGCACUACCAGCACGGGAAGAUGCGGGAGGCACUGAUCUACCUGGCUCAUGCGUACGAGACCAACUCCACUCUGCUGAAGAACGGAGAGAAACGUGGCGUGGACAAGUCGCUGAUUGGGGUUUACAGGAGGAAAUGCCUCACUGCGCUGAACGAGAGCGCCUCACGAUUGUUCUGCAGCGGCGAGGAGAGCAAAGUGGAGGAGGGCGUCGCCAUCAUGGACGAGGCCGUGAUCCCCUGUCUUCACCUGAUGAGCCGGGACCUGGUUCUAUCGCAGGAAGAUCGGGACGUCACGGAGAGCAUCCGCAGCCACUGGUGCUGCUGCCUGGGCCAGGACAUGGAGGACUCAUUGCAGGUGAAGCUGGGUGAGUUGCUUCCCCGGGUCCUGGACGGCGCAGCGGAGGCCGUCGUGCUCAAAGACCCCCCCAAAGUGCACGUCAACCAGGCACACGACCUGUGCAGCCGCCUGGCCGCUGUCAUGGAGUCCAUUCACAGCACGACGGUGGUCAGCGUGAAGUAAAGUCCCGAGUGAAACCUCCGACAACCUCCUUCCAACGUGCACCCUCAAUGCAAGCAACACGGACGGUGGACUGUUCUGUGCUGAGCGACUGUGGGGUGGAGACAUUUGUGUUUUUCACUUUAUCUGCUGCUUUGGCGUCGCACACAAAUAUUGUUUUUGAUAUGUUAACACAUGCAAGCUGCAAGCACUCAUUGGGGAUUAGUAGAUACGGGAGGGGGCAGGGCUGUCACCACAUGAAUACAUGAACAGCAUUAACUCGUCAAAAAAGAAAAUUUGUUCUACCCCAAAAUCCUUUGAAGAAUUUCUCGUAAAGCUUUAAAUCUGUGAGAAUGAUCAAUUUGCGUCUGCAGCCUUCUUCUGGCCAACGUUCAAAUGUGCUGCAGCUGUAGAGAGGAUUCUAAAGAUUUACUCUGUGUGACUAUCACAGACAAUUAUUCGUGAAAACAACCUGCUGACGUGAAACAACAUGACGUCCGCCUCUGACUCGCGAGUACUCGUAAAAGUUCGUAAAUGGACAUGUUGUACUGACACUGGCGUAAUUGUUCAUUUUAAAAAGUGGCAACAGUUAAGACGUUUUCGGGGAUUAACUCCACAAAAUCGUUUUCCGGAGUUUACCUUUUAAUAUGAAGAAACUUAGCUGGAGACUGUUUGGGUCCGAUACGUUCACAACAACAGGAAAACAUCUGUAACAUUCAGGCGGAGUAACAUCUGUGUAUCGCAGCCAGAGGCAGGACAUGACGUAAAAACUAAGUUUUUGUUUUUGCACAUCGACAUCAGCCCCUUUUUGCCAAAAGCUCUUGAAUCUCGUCGUCUUUCCAAGUUCACAUCUUCGUCAGUGUCAAUGUGUGUGAAGCCUCUUUUUCAUCCUGAGAUAUUUGUAUUCCUCCAGUUUUGCAUCUGUCUCAUGUUAGAAACGUCGUCAACACAUCCACUCCUUCGCUCGCUUGCUCGCUCGUGAUUUUUCCGGAAAUUUUCUUGCAGUAUUCUCACUGUGACUCAGACAUUUGCCUUCUCACGUACAACCACUCUAGAACAUUUCAGGAAAAUGCUCAGACUUCAGUGCGUGUCUGAAAGCAGCUUUAGACCGUCACACAACUCUGCUGGGAUUGCUGAUUUGCUGAUUGUGUUGCUAAGCAGCGUGAAUGCACGAUGAAGCCUCUUGAUUUGUACUGCACAGUAACAGAGUUCUGUUAGUUUGCUUUUUUUUUUAAAUAUAUAUUUUAUAUUACUUUGUAUUUUUCCAAAACAGACUCUAGAAAGUUUGACGAGUAAAGGAAAUUCAGAAUCGUAUUCACAGUAUGCAGUGAUGCAUAAAACAUAUUAAUGUACGACUUUAUUAAAAAGGGAGCUGUCUCAGAACACUUGUGAGCUGUAGUGUUAAGUGGCAGCUCUUCUUUGUAUGACAGCACCUUGCAUAUACAACUGUGCCUUCUUUGAGAUGUUCCUGUAACAGCUGCUGAGUCCACACUGCCUUUUCACUUGGUGUCUGUGAUGAUACUCAAUAAAUGUUUAAAAUAC